Danio aesculapii is the source of this 6726-nucleotide messenger RNA. It is a transcript of the gene dner, whose product is annotated as delta/notch-like EGF repeat containing. Gene Ontology annotation, cellular component: plasma membrane; protein-containing complex. Gene Ontology annotation, biological process: establishment or maintenance of epithelial cell apical/basal polarity; heterophilic cell-cell adhesion. The coding region runs from base 105 to 2339 and encodes 744 amino acids. NCBI's taxonomy places the organism in Eukaryota, Metazoa, Chordata, Actinopteri, Cypriniformes, Danionidae. The transcript is spliced from 13 exons. The record is from RefSeq and is a predicted model, not a curated record. Gene Ontology annotation, molecular function: calcium ion binding.
CCUUCCAGUUUCCACAAGCGAGCGCCUGUAAUCUACUGAUCUUCUCUCUCCAGUAAACACACAGAGGAGCUGUACACCGAUCUGUCAGCAUCUGCAGCAGCCUCAUGCAGCUCUUCAUCUUUCCUCUCCUCCUCCUUCUCCUCGGGGGAAUGGACGGACUCUUCGGGACCCCUCUGACGUCCAGCCCGGGCCCCAGCGAGGCCCCCAGUGCAGCACCGGACCCCUGUGAGGGUCGACCGUGCCUGAACGGAGGCGUCUGCAGCCGGCUGGGGGAGAUGGAGGACAGUCAGAGCAGUCAGAUGCAGACGGAGCCGUGGGCUUAUAUGUGCGUCUGCAGCCGGGGCUUCACUGGGCAGAACUGUGAGUUUUUUGCAGAUCCUUGUGCCAGCAGUCCCUGUCUCCAUGGCAACUGUACUCAGGAUGGCGAGGGGGAAGGGUUUGCGUGCGAGUGCAAUGAGGGCUACAGCGGUGCCCGGUGUGACCUGCCGACCUUGACCUUUGACCUGUCCGAGUCCACCUGGGACCUCGCCGAGAGCCUCGUACCCGAACACGCCACGCCUGCCACUCCGGCCACACCCGCCACCACCACUCAGGUGCUUCAGCCAACCACAGUCCUCACCACUACACAAGCCCCGCCCACCCUGGAGCCCUGGCAGCCCAGAGCCGGUCAGAGAGUGCUGGAGAUACUGUGGGACGAUCAGCAGAUUACUGAUGAAGCUGAAUGUGUGAGCACCGCAGGAGGAGAGUCUGCCGGAAUGAUGACCGUCUCCUUGGAGCUCGCGGAGGAAACAGCUGUGAAGCUGGUUGGUAAUGUUAGUGGUUCCGCGGUGCUGUGGCGUGUGGGUGAGUUUGGUUAUGAGCAGUGCUCGGUUGCUGACGGCACAAUCAUGUGGUUCCAGCAGAGCGCCGAGGGUCUGGUGCUGUCCGAUCAGUCCCUGCCGCUGGGACACAACUACUUCAUCAGUGUUCUUCAUGUUGGCUCUCCCUCUGGUCCAGAGGUCACUUUGAGGCUUCAUCUCCUGGUCAAAACCAAUAACUGCAUGGAGCCCGGCAGCGCAUUCAGUGACCCGCAAUGCUCUGGGAAAGGCAAAUGCGUCACCCAGUCCUCCGUGGACACGUUUUACUGCCGGUGUGAUGAUGGUUAUUCUGGGAUCUUCUGCGAGGAGUUUGACGCCUGUCAUCUGAAGCCCUGUGAAAACAACGGCUCCUGUGCUGACCUCAGACAGAGAGAUGAAGGACAAAACUACACCUGUACCUGUCAGACAGGUUUUGAAGGAGAGCGCUGUCAGUCAUUGGUGGAUCACUGUGUUUCUGGACCCUGCAGGAACGGAGCCACUUGCUCCAGCAGCCUUGAAGGACCUCACUGCUACUGUGCUGAAGGUUAUCAGGGCAUCAUGUGUGAGCAGAAGAUUGAUCCCUGUGCUUCAGGGCCCUGCCAUAAUAAUGCCAGCUGCACCCCACAGGGCGCUGGUUUGGGCUUCAGCUGCACAUGUCCUGCAGGUUUCACCGGACCCACCUGCGCCCAGCUGGUGGACUUCUGCGCUCUCAACCCAUGCGCUCACGGCAUCUGCCGCAGCAUCGGCACUAGUUACCGCUGUCUGUGUGUUCCAGGUUAUCAUGGUCUGUACUGUGAGGAGGAGUAUAAUGAAUGCUUGUCUGCUCCAUGUCAGAAUUACGCCACAUGCAGAGAUCUGAUCAAUGCUUACGAGUGCAUCUGCGCCUCACAGUUCACAGGUAAGCACUGUGAGAUAUAUAAGGACCCCUGUCUGAAGCUCAGGUGCCAGAAUGGAGGACACUGUGAAAGUGGAGGGAGAAACGCGUCCUGUGUGUGUCCUCCAGGAUAUAUGGGUGAGAACUGUGAGGUUGACGUCAACGAGUGUGAGAGUAACCCCUGCCACCAUGGUGGGACCUGCAUCGACCAAUCAAAUGGCUACACCUGUCACUGUCCUCCUGGCUGGGUCGGUGGAAGCUGUGAGAUUCAUCUGCAGUGGAAGAUGGCUCAACCUGUGGACUCUCUGACCAACAUGCCACGUCACUCUCUGUAUAUCAUCAUCGGGGCUCUGUGCGUGGCCUUCGUCUUGAUGCUCAUCAUCCUCAUCGUCGGCAUUUGCCGCAUCAGCCGUAUUGAAUACCAGGGCUCGUCUCGUCACGCCUACCAAGAGUUUUACAACUGCCGCAGUAUCGACAGUGAUUUCAGCAAUGCCAUCGCCUCGAUUCGUCACGCACGGUUUGGCAAGAAAUCCAGACCAGCGAUGUAUGAUGCGACUCCCAUCAGUUAUGAAGAUUACAGCCCUGACGACAAGCCUCUAGUCGCACUCAUUAAAACUAAAGAUUUGUGAGGAAAUACAUCAACACACACACAUACACACACACACUCUGCAUACACACAUUCACUGUUCCAGCCUUUAAAAUGAACCGUUUAGUAUUUAUUUCCAGAAAAUAAGUUAAAAAUAAAGAAAUCAAACCUUAAAAGAUACUUUGAAAUCGAUAUAUUUUAGCAUCGCUAACUGUGAAGCUUUUAAUUCACGUCAGGCACUUUGGAGUGCUGCACAGAAUUAGUCUAAAGGAAUGUGCUUUGUUUGCAGACGCAAAUGUUUUUGUGGAAUGUGAGUAGACAAAUAACAAGCUACAUUGCAAAAUGUGUCUGGGGGUUGCGUUUAACCCAAAACCCUUCCAACCCUCCGGACUCAGAUUACAAAUACGAUAGCAGCAGGCCAAAAGCUGUAGAAUUAGCCAGUCAUAGAGCUCAUAGUGCAGGUAUACUCUUAACGUUAUACAGAGUAAUUACAAGAUAAGACGAUGUAGGUUGCCUUACUGGCGCAUAGGAUCGGUGGUUCGGCAUUACUCUGUAACCUUAUGUACAUGAUUGUUGUUUGCUGUUUAUUUCUUCUUGUUCACUGUGGUCUCUUUUGUGUCAUAAACUUGGUGUUAGCAAAGUCUUAAGAUUCCACUGUCCGUGUGAAGGCAGCACAACAAAGUGCUUUUCAAGUAAUAUUUGAUGGUGUCGUCUCACUGAGUAAUAAAUUAGGACUCCUGAUCUACAUUUCAUAGUGUUUUAAACAAGACAUCCAUGUUCCAGUACGUCUGCGCAGCUCCUUAAGGUUGCGAAAUUUCAGACUGAAAUUGAGUCAUUUCACUAGAAAUCGAAACUAUUGGGAGUUUCGUGUGAAAACAAACAAGUUCCCUGUGCAGAAUUUACCCAUGUGGAAGAUUACACGACUACUGUGUGAGCUGUGCAUUAUACACCAGAACAGUAUUAGUGUUGAAUUGAGUGGAAAUGUGAUCAGAAAUUAUUAUUAAAGGUGCCAUAGAGUGUUUUGAUACGAUGUGUUAAAUUGUUCAGUGAGAGCCACAUUGAAUGCAUGUGGAUUAGGUAAGUGAUCUAUUUUGCUUCCGAGUUGAGUUGUGCAUGAAAUAUAAUCUAGAUUAUAAUUAAACUCCACAAAAGGAGUUGUAUUUUGUGGGUUUACCAUACAACUGGGAUCGACGGCAAGACUUUUGUCAGGUAGUGUAAGAGCAACAAAUAAUAACUUCUAGUUGGAAAAGUGGCAGAAGGUGAAUUUUUCUGAUGAAUCAUCUGCUGAACUGCAUCCCAAUCAUCACAAAUACUGCAGAAAACCUGCUGGAACCCGCAGGGACCCAAGAUUCUCACAGAAAUCAGUCGAGUUUGGUGAAGGAAAAAUCAUGGUUUGGGGUUACAGUCAGUAUGGGGGUGUGCGAGAGAUCUGCAGAGUGGAUGGCAACAUCAACAGCCUGAGGUAUCAAGACAAUUGUGCUGCCCAUUACAUUACAAACCACAGGAGAGUGCAAAUUCCUCAGCAGGAUAGCGCUCCUUCUCAUACUUCAGCCUCCACAUCAAAGUUCCUGAAAGCUAAGAAGGUCAAGGUGCUUCAGGAUUGGCCACUCCAGUCACCAGACAUAAACAUUAUUGAGCAUGUCUGGGGUAAAAUGGAGGAGGCAUUGAAGAUUAAUACUAAAGAAUCUUGAUGAACUCUGGGAGUCCUGCAAGAGCGCUUUCUUUGUCGUUCCAGAUGACUUCAGCAAUGAGUUAUUUGAGUCAUAGCAGAGAUGUAUGGUUGUUCAAGCUCAUGAUGGAGUCAGACAGAAUAUUGAGUCUGUUUCCACUGCAGCAUGACUUUAUAUUCUAUAUUGGACAUUAUUUCUGUUAAGUGACAAGACUUCUGUCUAAGCAAAGUCAGACCUUACUGUCCUAAUUAAAAAUCAAGGCAUGAUCAUAUUUUAUUUUGGUCAAAUAAGCAUAAUCUAGAUGUGUUUAAUCCGUCAUUACAAGCGUAAACUGCUAAAUUCACUAUAUAUACAUUUUAAACUAGCUAAAUAUACAUUUAAACAGAGCUUAUGCCUCUUCAGAGUGGCGUUAAUUGAAUUUUUAAUCCGUAUAUCCUGCAUUUUGCGUUCUGGCUCACCUGCUUAACAAAGCUGCUCCUUUACUCUUUCCUAAAGCCUGUGAUGUUUCAAAAUAAGAGUACCACAUAUAAAUAAAGCUUAAUGUAAACUUAGAUAAAAUAUGGGAAAAAAUACCAUUGUUGUAAUCUCACUAGGAAAUAUUGUUGCCAAUCAAAUGCAGCCUUGGGCAUGCAUAUUAAUGAUCCUGUGUGGAUUUUCAGUCAGUGUUUCGUUCUGAUUGGCCUGUUUUUCAACUGGGAUUUUACACACAGGUUUUACAUGAGAACAAGUAAACAAUCGUGUUUGAUGCUCACGUUAAGUUUUUCCAUGUAUUGAACUCUUACUGUUCAGCUAUGCCUACUGUAUGUAUAUACAGAUUUUCAUUCUAUGGCACCUUUAAGAAUGAAUCAAGAUCCUUAGAACUAUAUUAAAUAUAUGGGAAAACAGGGAGUCUGUUUAAAUAUGAAUAAUAAGCAUCAAUAAUUUGCCAAUCUAUAGCAAACCGCACCUUUUGCUUUCUCAAAAACAUGAGAAUAUUGAAUAAACCACAAGAACGUUAUUAAAAUAGACAGUUCAACAGAAAUUAAAAAAUAAAAGCUUUUCAUUUGCUCACCCUCAUGUCAUACAAGAUGGAAGUGACAUUUUUCUUCUUCAGUAGAACAUUAAACAAGAUUUUUAGCUGGAACCGUGGUCCUUAGUGAUUCAUAAAAUGCAAAUCAAUGAUUCAUAAAAUGCUAAUUCAAUCCCUUUGCGAGUCAAAAAAAUAAACACAGUCCAAAAACGUGUCUCCUUAUGAAACUUUGAGGUCUAAUGAAUUGAAAUGAUCAAAAAACUGAACAUUAUUCACAACAUUAAUACUUUUAAUACACAAUUGUUUUCGACUUUAUUCGUAUAGGUCAGACUGCAGCAUCCAGGAUAAGCACAAGUACUAUUUUGAUGAAUUUGAAUACAACAUAUCCUUUUUCUCUAUUAAACAAAGGUAAUAAUGUUAUAAAUAAUGUUUAUUUUUCAGCAUAGACCAAUCAACUGACUUUAUAAGGAGCCACAGAAAUUAAUUUAUAAUUUAGCAUUUGUUUUAUUUUAUUUUACUCUGAAAUUGCUGGCAACCACUGACUUGCAUGAUAUGAACCACCAAGGACCAGUUUCAGUUAAAAAUGUUCUAAUGAAGAAAUAAAAGUCACAUAUAUUGGAUGACAUGAUGGUACGGGGGUAACAGAUCACAGUUGAUUCGGGAUUUGUAUGGAUCACAACCCACGGUUCGGAACACACCUGGCCCUAAUAUUAAUACUUAUUUUGAACUUUACUAAAUUUGUAAUGAUCGCAGAGAGAUCGCCUCUCGCUUCACUAAAUCACAUGUAUGAAAGCAUUUAGGUUUUCCUGUAAAAUAUAAUGACGACGAAAGAAGUUGUGGUAGGUUAUUGGGGAUGUGGUGGGUUUCUUAGGUUAUUAAAGUAUUUUCUGUGACUACUUGUUUAGCCUGCAUCAAAUCAUUCAGUGUAAUCUGCACGAUUAAUCAUUAAAGGAUCGGGAUCUCAACACCCAUGCAACAUAAAUUAUAAACGAUAGUGAUCUGCUUGUUUGUUGAUCCUUCGAAUCGCUGCAUUCAAAUCUGUGUUUGGAGAUUCAGUCUUUAGGUUACAAAAGAGUCAAAUAACACAGAAGUACUGGGAUAACAGUGUAGUUUAGAUAAAACCACUGAUGUUUAUGAUGGAGAUUAAAAUCCUCAUCAUGUGCCUUUAACAUGAUGCUCAAAAAUAAAAGUUGUGGCAGCAAUUACAUUAUUUAACCAAUAGGUGGCGACAACCAGCCAUCAAAAAUAUGCCACUGAAUCAUUAUUUAACAAUGACACAUCUAGCAAUGAAACAUGAAGUUUUAUGAGUGAGGAACUGAAUCAUUUAUUGAAAAUGAGACUAAAAAUAAAUAUGGGUUGUACCAACACAAUCUCACGGCAGUUCGUAACUUUUUGAUUUAGUGGCUAAUUCGUAUGAAUUCAUAUGAAUUCGUACAUUUUACAAUUUGCUCAUCCCCCAAUGACGGUUGGGUUUAGGGGUGGGGUUAGGUGCCACGCCUCCUUUUUAAAAUCGUACAAUUUCAUACGACUGAACUCGCCACUAAACUGACAAAACGUAAAAUACUUACGUUUUCUCGUGAGAUCAGGCUGGAUGUACAAAUUAUAGUUAGAUUUAUUCAUUUAGCGCUAUCAGCAACAGUAAGUAGUAACAGUGAAAUUUUCACAGUACUGAAUAUUUUAUUUUUAUUCAGCUGAUUAUUUCUUCAUUUUACUUUUUGUGAAAUUACAGGUUCUAAAUUCUGUUUGUUAAA